This is a messenger RNA of Cannabis sativa, 1911 nucleotides long. RefSeq names its product peptide chain release factor PrfB2, chloroplastic. Gene Ontology annotation, molecular function: translation release factor activity, codon specific. Gene Ontology annotation, biological process: translational termination. Gene Ontology annotation, cellular component: cytoplasm. The transcript is spliced from 7 exons. Bases 1 to 1593 code for a protein of 530 amino acids. The record is from RefSeq and is a predicted model, not a curated record. Lineage: Eukaryota; Viridiplantae; Streptophyta; Magnoliopsida; Rosales; Cannabaceae.
AUGAAUUCUUUGGUUUGCAGGAAAAGAUUAGGAAGGAACAAUGUAUGGGAACGUGUUCCUUUUCUUUUAACCUCUUUUGUAUCUGAAAAUCAUGAUUUUCCAACUUUAGCUCAAAAUCAAUUGGUUUUCGAUUCUGGGUCUUCGAGUUUUCUCGCAGGUUUCUCAAAAAUUCCAUCUGGGUCUUUCUCAUAUUACUCUAUUUCCCGCUAUUUUUCAACUUCAGUCUCAAAAGACAACGUUUUAGGAUCUGGGUCAGUUGCUUCAACAAAGACAAAUAAUUAUGGUUCAGAAAGGUGUCGUUUUUCGCAUCAUAGGUCGAGUGUUUUGGAGAAGAGAGUUUCUGGGUUUUCUUCAAGCUCUGGUUUUGUCCCUUUGAGCUUCUUUCAUUGGUUUAGUACUCAGACAGCCAUUGAACCCUCGACCUCUGAUGGCCUAACCGUCGAUAGAAUCUUAAAUAAUGAUUGGACCAUUCUGGACGAGAGCGAGAAUGAUUGGAAGAGUCAUGCGGCGGCAGUUGCCCAAUCCAUUCAUCUAAUUAAGAAACGUUUGCAGUGGAAGAAGUUGCUUGUUAGGCUGAAUUUGCUCUCAGUAGAGCUGAAUAAGCCAGAUCUUUGGAAUGAUCCUCUCCAUGCGGGGAAGGUUAGCCGUGAGCAUGGCUCGCUUAUGGGUAAAAUGAAAGGAGUCAAGGCAUUUGAACAGGAAUUGCUUGAGCAUAUAGACAUGUUAAAGCUUGCUCGGGAAGAGAAUGAUGCAGAGUUGGAAUCGGAAUCUUUAAAAGCUUUGCUUAAGAUGAGAAGGAUCUCAAAGGAGAAAGAGCUUGAAGCUUUGUUAGCAGGGGAACAGGAUCCUUGCUCAUGUUACAUGGAGGUUCAAGCAGGAGCUGGGGGUACCGAGAGCAUGGACUGGGCAGCAAUGGUGAUGCAGAUGUAUAAAUUGUGGGCUCAACGUCGUGGCUAUAAGAUUACCGUUGUGGAUGAAAUGCCUGGUGAGAUUGCAGGAAUCAAGAGGGCAACUAUCAAAGUAGAUGGUGAUUAUGCUUUCGGGUAUGCAAAAGCAGAAGUUGGAGUGCACAGGCUGGUAAGGAUCUCCCCAUUUGAUAGUAACAAGCGUCGGCAUACUUCAUUUGCUGCUGUUGCAGUAAUUCCAAUUAUGGGUGAUGCUUCUUCCCGUGUACAAAUUAAUGAAUCUGAUCUUCGUAUUGAGCGGUAUCGUUCUGGGGGUCCUGGAGGGCAACAUGCUAAUACAACUGAGAGUGCUGUGAGGAUAGUUCAUGUCCCUACAGGAAUUACAGCCACUUGCCAAAAUGAAAGAUCACAACACCAAAACAAAGCUUCAGCAAUGGCUGUACUCCAGUCUCGAUUAGACCAGCUCGAGAUGACACGACAGGCUCAGAUGAAUUCUCAGCAUACGCAAUCUCUUACUGAUAUAACUUGGGGAAGCCAGAUUCGUAGUUAUGUUUUACAUCCAUACCGCAUGGUGAAAGAUCUCCGGACUAAUUAUGAGGUGUCGGACCCUGAUUCUGUUCUUGAGGGAGAUUUAGAUGGCUUUAUCAUGAGUUAUUUAUCAGCUUCCUUGGAUAAGGAUUUAGAAUGACCGGUAAAUUCGAGUUUUUGUCAAAGGUUUAUCGUCGAAACCUGGCAUGUUUUUAGCAAUGGCAACCGUUUCGGGUGCAUGCUGCAGAGUACAACUAGCUCCAAUGGUGAGCUCAACAAGGAUUUUUUUGAGGGACUUGCCUAUGGAGCAAUGUUAUGAUGUUUUAUAUAUUAAAGUAUAUAUAACAGUUUUGACAGAAACACUAGAACAUGAUUAUUACUGAUGUAAUAUUUCUAUAGAUGAUGAAAGCAAUAAGCAUGACUUGUUUUUCAUCUCGAUUCUCAAGUCAAGUCUUAUAGAAGCCAUAUAUUAACCUCU